This is a messenger RNA of Paecilomyces variotii, 2476 nucleotides long. Its product is annotated as malate synthase AcuE. Gene Ontology annotation, molecular function: malate synthase activity. Bases 435 to 2054 code for a protein of 539 amino acids. Gene Ontology annotation, cellular component: peroxisomal matrix; cytoplasm. The transcript is spliced from 2 exons. NCBI's taxonomy places the organism in Eukaryota, Fungi, Ascomycota, Eurotiomycetes, Eurotiales, Thermoascaceae. Gene Ontology annotation, biological process: glyoxylate cycle. The record is from RefSeq and is a predicted model, not a curated record.
UUGCAGUGAAUCAAAACUUCCGCUCACCCUUGAGAACGAUCAUGGCGUCUCCAUUAUUAUUAUUAUUAUUGGCCACAGGCUCUUUUCUCGGCCCUUUCUCGCUCUUUUUGGGGCUGCCCAUGGACCGCGGUAAAAAGAUGUAUCGUCUGACGUAGUCCUGCCGUCUCCAGCUAUAUAGCACCCGGUCUCCCCUCUGCCACCGUUCCCACGGUCCUUCCCUUUCCCCGGCUUUUCCAUCUCUCCUCUCGUCGAUCGAUACCAUCAGUGAUCUUAUAUAGCUUUAUAUUUACUGGAAGUCUCUCUUGAAUUGGGAUACGCAGAGAGAGACUCUAUAUACGCCGUUGUCGAUCACGAGGAUUCUUAUCUCCUCAAACUACGGGAACAUAAAUUCCACACAGGAACACCAAGACAAACCGAGCAGUCUUUCACUCACCAUGACUUCCGUCGAGGCUCAGCUGAAGGAUGUUGCCAUCCUGGGCAACGUGAGCAACGAAGCCCGCAAGAUCCUCAGCAAGGAGGCCGUGGCCUUCCUGGCUCUGCUGCACCGCACCUUCAACCCCACCCGCAAGGCUCUGCUCCAGCGCCGGAUUCAGCGCCAGGCUGAGAUUGACCGAGGAAACCUGCUCGACUUCCUGCCCGAGACCAAGCACAUCCGUGAGAACGAUGCCUGGAAGGGUGCCCCUCCAGCUCCUGGUCUCGUCGACCGCCGUGUUGAGAUUACCGGCCCAACGGACCGCAAGAUGGUCGUCAACGCCCUGAACUCCGAUGUCUGGACCUACAUGGCCGACUUUGAAGACUCUUCCGCUCCCACCUGGGACAACAUGAUCAACGGCCAGGUCAACCUGUACGAUGCCAUCCGUCGCCAGAUCGACUUCACCCAGGGUGGCAAGGAGUACAAGCUCCGUACCGACCGCACCCUCCCUACCCUGAUUGCUCGUGCUCGAGGCUGGCACCUCGAGGAGAAGCACUUCACCGUUGACGGUGAGCCUAUCUCCGGCAGUCUGUUCGACUUCGGUCUUUACUUCUUCCACAACGCCAAGGAGCUGGUCGCCCGUGGCACCGGUCCUUACUUCUACCUGCCCAAGAUGGAGUCUCACCUCGAGGCCCGUCUCUGGAACGACGUCUUCAACCUGGCUCAGGACUACAUUGGCAUGCCCCGUGGUACCAUCCGUGGUACCGUCCUGAUCGAGACCAUCACCGCUGCUUUCGAGAUGGACGAGAUCAUCUACGAGCUCCGCGACCACAGCUCCGGUCUCAACUGCGGUCGCUGGGACUACAUCUUCUCCUUCAUCAAGAAGUUCCGCAACAACCCCAACUUCGUUCUCCCCGACCGUGCCGACGUCACCAUGACCGUCCCCUUCAUGGACGCCUAUGUCAAGCUGCUCAUCAAGACCUGCCACCGCCGUGGUGUCCACGCCAUGGGUGGUAUGGCCGCUCAGAUCCCCAUCAAGAACGACCCGGCUGCCAAUGAAAAGGCCAUGGAGGGUGUCCGUGCCGACAAGCUCCGUGAGGUCCGUGCUGGUCACGACGGUACCUGGGUUGCUCACCCUGCCCUGGCCUCUAUUGCCUCGGAGAUCUUCAACAAGUACAUGCCUACUCCCAACCAGCUGUUUGUCCGCCGCGAGGAUGUCAACAUCACCGCCAAUGACCUGCUGAACACCAACGUUCCCGGUAAGAUCACCGAGGACGGUAUCCGCAAGAACCUCAACAUCGGUCUCUCCUACAUGGAGGGCUGGCUCCGUGGUGUUGGCUGUAUCCCUAUCAACUUCCUGAUGGAGGAUGCCGCUACCGCUGAGGUCUCCCGCAGCCAGCUGUGGCAGUGGGUCAAGCACGGUGUGACCAGCAGCGAGGGCAAGAAGAUCGACAAGGCCUACGCUCUCCGUCUGCUGCAGGAGCAGGCCAACGAGCUUGCCACCAAGGGCCCCAAGGGCAACAAGUUCCAGCUGGCUGCUCGCUACUUCGCCGACCAGGUCACUGGUGAGGACUACGCUGAGUUCUUGACCACCCUGCUGUACAACGAGAUCUCCACGCCUGGCGCUGCUGCCAAGCUGUAAACUCGUUUCGAUGCAGUGCCCGGUCUUUAGUGAUACCCAUGUUGAAGUUUGACGCCGGCAGAAAACCUUCGCCACGCCCUACAUCAUCAGAAAACAAAAUCUGGUGAUGGGAAACCGAAAGGAAAAUUGUUGCGUGGAGUCCUACUUUGGACUGUUUUUCAGUGAAAUUGUCUGGAUCGGACAGUGGAUUUUUGAGUUUCUUUUAGCGGUUUGAUGAAAACUUUUCUACGGUCAUGUAUAUUUUCCAUAGUUUUAUGAGAAAUGCAGGUUUCCUUAACCUUUCCAUUUAUUUCACGUUCCGGUCCAAGUAAGAAUAAGUAGGCUCAAAUACAGUGGCGGAUACUAUUUUGGGGAAAACGACGGUGUUAGUUUUCGGUUCGUAUUGGAUGUUCUCUAUCUCCGAUAUCGACUGCUUCAGAGCC